CGCCCCGCGGCGGCAGGUGGCGGCGGGCCCCGCGGCGCGGUGCGGCACUGCAGGCGGCGGCGGCAGGAGCAGCAGAUAUAAGCAAUUGAGGACAACUGUUCUUGCUGUAAGAAGAUGGAAAACAACAUAACUACGAUCUCUCGUGAAGAGCUUGAAGAACUAAGAGAAGCAUUCGGUAAAAUAGAUAUUGAUAACAGCGGAUAUGUUAGUGAUUACGAGCUUCAAGACCUGUUUAGAGAAGCAAGCCUUCCCUUGCCUGGUUACAAAGUCCGGGAGAUUGCAGAAAAAAUUAUUGCAGUAACAGAUAGCAACAAGGAUGGGAAAAUCAACUUUGAAGAAUUUGUCUCUAUUAUUCAGGAAUUGAAAAGUAAAGAUGUUAGCAAAUCUUUCCGAAAAACAAUAAACAAAAAGCAGGGUAUUACAGCAAUUGGAGGAACAUCCUCAAUAUCUAGUGAGGGGACACAGCACUCUUAUUCAGAGGAAGAAAAAGUUGCUUUUGUUAAUUGGAUAAAUAAAGCUCUACAAGAUGACCCAGACUGUAAGCACCUCCUCCCCAUGGACCCAUCAGAUGCUAGUCUUUUUAAAUCCCUUGCAGAUGGCAUUCUCCUUUGCAAAAUGAUUAACUUUUCACAACCAGAUACCAUUGAUGAAAGGGCUAUUAAUAAGAAGAAACUCACUCCUUUCACUAUUUCUGAAAACCUAAACCUGGCCCUGAACUCAGCAUCUGCUAUUGGCUGCACAGUUGUCAAUAUUGGAUCACAAGAUCUGCAGGAAGGAAAACCACACUUAGUAUUAGGACUCCUAUGGCAGAUCAUUAAAGUUGGUCUUUUUGCUGAUAUUGAGAUCUCCAGAAAUGAAGCUCUCAUUGCUUUACUAAACGAAGGGGAAGAACUAGAUCAGUUACUGAAGCUUUCUCCAGAAGAACUCUUGCUACGCUGGGUAAAUUAUCAUCUGGCCAAUGCAGGGUGGCAGAAAAUCAGUAACUUCAGCCAAGACAUUAAGGAUUCAAGAGCAUACUACCAUCUGUUAAAUCAGAUUGCACCCAAAGGAGAUGGCUUUGAAGAAGUUCCCAUUAAAAUUGACUUUUCAGGGUUUCAUGAAAAAAGUGACUUGAAGAGGGCUGAAUACAUGCUCCAACAGGCAGAAAAAUUGGGCUGCAGGCAGUUUGUCACUCCAGCUGAUGUGGUUGCAGGCAACCCUAAACUCAAUAUGGCUUUUGUUGCAAAUCUCUUUAACACAUAUCCAGCUCUACACAAGCCUGACAAUUCAGCAUAUGACCUCAAUUUAUUAGAAGGAGAAAGUAAGGAAGAAAGGACAUUUAGGAACUGGAUGAAUUCACUGGGUGUAAGCCCAUAUGUUAACCACUUAUACAGUGACCUCUCUGAUGCUUUAAUAAUCUUCCAAUUGUAUGACAUGACUCGCGUGCUGGUUGAUUGGAACCACGUCAACAAACCUCCUUACCCUUUACUAGGUGGUAAUAUGAAAAAGAUUGAGAAUUGUAAUUAUGCAGUAGAACUUGGGAAGACAAAAGCCAAAUUCUCCCUGGUUGGUAUUGCUGGACAUGAUCUAAAUGAGGGUAAUCGAACGCUGACUUUGGCUUUGGUAUGGCAACUGAUGAGAAGGUAUACUUUAAAUGUAUUAUCAGACCUUGGAGAGGGGGAAAAAGUAAAUGAUGAAAUUAUUAUUAAAUGGGUGAAUCAGACACUUACAAAUGCAAAUAAGAAAACUUCAAUUACCAGUUUCAAGGACAAAUCAAUUAGCACUAGUUUACCUGUCCUAGAUUUAAUAGAUGCAAUUGCACCAAAAGCAGUUCGCCCGGAAAUGGUCAAAAGAGAAAACCUUUCUGAUGAAGAUAAAUUGAAUAAUGCUAAGUAUGCAAUUUCAGUUGCUCGAAAAAUUGGUGCUCGUAUAUAUGCUCUCCCAGAUGAUCUGGUUGAAGUGAAGCCCAAAAUGGUGAUGACAGUGUUUGCAUGUUUGAUGGGAAGAGGACUAAACAAAAUAAAAUAAUGAAGAAAGUGCACAUAAUAUUCUGCCAUGUUAAGCACAAUGAAUGCCUCACAGUUUACAGAAUUCUGAAGCUUAGUCAGUAUAAAACCAGAGAAAAUUUGUAUGCACAAAUACACUCUGUAAUUAUAUUUUAAUAAUGUGUUUAUAUUAGAUUUCUUUCAAUUUCAGAACACUGAUUAUUUAUGGGUAAUACUGUUUUUAGAACAUGUUCAAUACCAAACUAAGAUCACAAAAUUGUAUUGCUUUUAAAAAAAUAAAUCAACCAUGUCAACUAAGCUUCAUUCAUAUUAUUUUUCCAUAACAUGUAAGAAUCUGCAUCAUUUUACAUAUAUUAUCUCAGGACCUAUUACAAAACAUUGUUUGAUUUUUGUGGGUGUAAUUUACAUGUAGUCAUACCUGUGUAAAGGUGCAUUCCAAUACUAUCUAUCAUAUUACUCUAAACCACAUAAAAGUUAGCAUCCUUGCCUUACUCUGUGAGGGCUUAAUUCCUGUUGAAGUCAAUGAGAGUCUUGCUACUGACUUUAACAAAAGCAAGUGAAUGCUGGAUAACAUCUGAAAACUAUAAUGACAAGCUCGUAUAGUAAUAAAGUUGAUGAAACAUUUUUUGGGGAACAAACUUUAAAUAUGUAGUAGUAAUUUGUUCUGUGACUAAGCAGGAACUUUUAUGGUCUGUGUCUUAAGAAAAAACAGGAAAUAGCAGAAAAGUAAUUGUGUAUUAUUAGAUCUGCGUAUACAUUACUUUUUACAAGUGGACUAAACUUUUUUUUUUUAAUAAAAUACUGUAUAAGAAAACAAUAAAGAGCUGGCUCGUCCAGUUGUGGGGAUGCAGAUAUAUUUC
Molecule: messenger RNA, 2845 nt
Organism: Rhea pennata
Lineage: Eukaryota; Metazoa; Chordata; Aves; Rheiformes; Rheidae
Gene: PLS1
Product: plastin 1
Exons: 16
Coding region: 115-2007 (630 amino acids)
Biological process (GO): actin filament bundle assembly; actin filament network formation
Cellular component (GO): cytoplasm; actin filament; actin filament bundle
Molecular function (GO): actin filament binding; calcium ion binding
Source: RefSeq, a predicted model, not a curated record